Messenger RNA from Rhodotorula toruloides NP11, 3135 nucleotides. RefSeq names its product zinc finger, SWIM-type domain containing protein. Lineage: Eukaryota; Fungi; Basidiomycota; Microbotryomycetes; Sporidiobolales; Sporidiobolaceae. The record is from RefSeq and is a predicted model, not a curated record. Gene Ontology annotation, molecular function: zinc ion binding. Bases 1 to 3135 code for a protein of 1044 amino acids. The transcript has a single exon.
AUGCUACGCCUAGCAAGACCCUCAGCGUGCUCCUGCGCCUCAACAUCCCGCGCCAAACCCUGUCGGCACUCGAUCCUCACCGUCCGACAGUACUCGCAACCCCCUUCCUCCCCCUCGCGACCCGCCAGAACCGUCCGCCAGCUCGAUUACACCGCACCACUCUUUUCUACGAACCCUAAAGUCAAGUGGUUCGACCCGCGUAUUACGGGCUGGACAGGAUGGAUGCGGAACGCCCCGCCUCGACCGCCGACUCCUUCGCCUCCGCCUCCUUCAAAUCCGGUAUCAUCAUCGCCGCAAACCAAAGACCCGGCAGACGAACUCCUCGAGCGUCUGACGACAUACUUCUCGGCGCGCGGACUGGGGUCGCCUGUCAGUCAGCCGGAGCAAUUCGACGAGGUGCUUAGGCUCGCCGAGCAGAGCAAUCUGCCGCUCGUCAGAGCUAUGGUUCUGUCGGACCGAGCACGAGCUGCGCGCAAAAGGGAUGCUGAGGCAGAGGCAGAGGUUGAGCAGGAGAACGAACCCGCGAGGGUCGCUGAAGCGGACGAAGCGGAGUUCAGCCCUUCACUUGCGCACGCAGACGAUCUGCCGGUCGUGACCGAGGUCGAGGAGCCGAAAGCGACACGGCGGCGACGCACGAGUAGCGCAGGGCCAGCGGUGGACAGCGCAGCGGGUCGAGCGGCUACGACGGCUGAGGCGGACUUUGACAAGUCGGUCGAGUCUCUGCAGGAGUUUGUGGCGUCUGGCGCGGUAUCCCAGGAGGGCGCAUCUGAGGUGACAGACGACGCUGAAUCGGGCGCAAUCGCGGUCGUGCAGAAGGCGUGGGAUGCAUUCGUUGCGGGCGCCAACUUCGACGACCAUCCCGACCACCUCCGCCUCGCCACCGCUUUCGUGCAUCGCCUCGUAGCUCCGACGACUAGUGCGCCGUCGCCGUCCUCUGCCGAACUCGCCAUCGCUCUCCGCGUCGUCGACUCCUUACUCCAGGUCUUUCCCGACGACAUCGUCGCGCCCCAGCCAACGACCGUCGAGGGCGUAUCCGCAGAGACGCUGUUGCAGACGGUGUUGCUGCGAACUGUCGUGAACAUCGCCAUGUCGGAGGACUACGUCGACCUCGCCAUUCUUUCGCUUCACUCGAUCGACGCCCUUCGUGCGGCACAUCCGCCCCACACCUCCAGCCCCGAGUCCGGUGCAGACCUAGACAAUACUCGCACACUCAUUCGUAUCCUCCUCCGUCGCAUGCACGACGAGCGUCACCUCGGUUACCUCCCUACCCUCCGCGACCAAGCCUGGUCGCCCUCGUCGUCGAUCCAGCAAGCCGCCUCGCUCUUCCGCCUCCUGCACCGCUGGACGGCGGUAAACCUCUCCGACUUUGACAAGCCCGUCCUCACGCCCGCAACGGCCGACCUGCUCUCGUCCUUUGCGACUGAGGCAGGGAAGCGACGGAGGUGGGAUCUCCUGGCCGACACCUGGCAGGCGUGGUCCCCUCGCGGCUGGACGCUUCUCCGGUACCACUACCCGCUCGCGCAGUGGCUCGCCGGCGAUGCGCCCUUCAGCUCGUACGAGGCGACGAACCGCAGUUACGACGGUCCGGCUCGCUCCGUCCGCCUUCAGCUGUUCAGCCGCUUCGUCGCUGCGACGGACGAGCAGCUCAAGCUCGGCCAGGUCGGUCGAGACUGGACGAACGAGGAACGCAGCAGGUGGGUCGAGUUGUUGUGCGGGUCGCGGGGUGCGACAGCCUCGACGCGGAGCGUCGCUCGACGGGUCGUGCUCGAGUGGCAGAAGCGCUAUCCGCUCGGCACACCUUCACCCUUCCUCCUCCGCGCUAGCGCCCUCCUCUCGCUCGUCCGCACCUCCCUCCCUCCCUACGGCAAGAACCGCAACUUUGCGCGCACCGCGAUCGGCCACCACUUCACCUGCCUCGCCAACUCUCGCUCGCCUUACGCCUCGCCGACGGGACAAAUCGAGCACUUCGACUUGACGACGCUCGCGCAGGCGUGGACGCUCGUAGGCGACCAUGACUCGGUCGCGCAAGUGUACCGCCGCGUGCUGGACCAGCGCGUUCUGCCCGAUACGAAGGACGUCGAGGUCAUUUUCGAGGGCGCGCCGUUGCGAUCGCUCGACGGAGCGUUGGAGCAGGUCUUGCAGGCCGCGAGGAUGGGACUUCGACUCUCGUACGAGGUGUUCGAGGCGUUACUCAAGUCGAGUUUGGCCGAGCUUGUCGCGCGGGACCACGAGCGGCGCAAGACAGAGCCGCGCUCGAAGCACAGGCGGUGGGAGGACUCGCCGCUGGUCGAGCAAGUCGAAGACCAGGUCUCCAAGAUCUGCGAAGUCGCGGAGACGGUCGGCCUACGCGAGACGCAGGUCCGCCAACUGGUCAAAUACGGCGACAACUUCCUCCUCUCGCAGCGCACGACUCUCCCCCUCAUGCCACACAACGAGACCGUCCGUCGCCCCUCUCUCGCACCCACCGCCGCCCCCUCACACCGCGAAACCGACCCACGCUCCGUCCUCCGCCUCCUACGAAAAGCACGCGCCGUGAACGACUGGCACGCCGCACACCUCGUCUUCCUCACCGCAUCAGAGACGUCACUCGUCUCGGGCAGCGGGAGUUUCGCGCUUUAUUCGGACGAGGUACUGAGGUUGACGAUCAAGACGCUUUUGGCGGCUGAAGCGCGCGGGACGACCGAGGAGACGAUGCAGUCGAUCAAGUCGGCGCUGAUGCAGGUGGUCGAUCGAGCCGUCGCGCCUGUCUUGCGCGCUGAAGCAGACCGACGGGCACACGUCGCUUCCUCCUCUUCCACCACCACCGUCCUUCCACCCCCUCGAGCACGCACAUCCCUGAUCACCCAGCCUCAAACACUCGAUACCGUCCUCCGCGCGCUCCUCAAACUCGACCAAGUCGACGCCAUCGACGGGCUGAUGCGCGUCAUGCAUACGCAGGCGGAGUUGACGGGCUUGGAGAGGGUCGAGCCGGGUGAGGCGGUGGUGAGGAAGGUUGUUAGGUGGGCGGAGGAGAGGGAGGGGGUGGAGGAGGUUAGGGGACGGAAGGGGUGGGUUGGGGAGAGGGCGAGGGAGAGGGCAAGCAAGAGGGAGGAGAAGGUGGUUGUUGAGAAGCAAGAGGGAAAAGACGAGCAGUAG